UGCUUAGGAGGCUGAGGCGGGAGGAUGGCUAACUCAAGGGCAGUAUGGGCAACUUAGUGAAACCAUCUCAAAAGCAAGCAGACAAAACCAGAGAGAAAGUGAGGCUGAAGUGGAAGAGAGAGGUGAAAUGGCGGAGAGCAGCAGUCAGGUGAAGAGAGUCUGAGAAGAGGAGACAGGUGGCCUCGCCUUGUUCCCCAUCUCUGCCCUCACCUGCCCCACAGACAAGCAGGCAGAAACACCCCCACACUGACCUCCUUCUUGACACUUGCUUGUCCUACCUCAGCUCUGCCCAGUUGCCCUGUUCUGCUGGUCAAGCCCAUUAAGCUGCUGCCCUGGCCACAACUGAAGGCCCCACGCCCCAAGGAGGAUACCACUGAAGAGGCGUCCCUGCUCCCUUGCGCCUCAAACCAUCAAUUAAUAUUAAUGAUGGAAGGCUGUGCACUGCCUAAAGACCCCCAACAGGGUGCAGGUGGAGAGCCCCGCCCCAUGACUCAGGAAGUUAAAGGACCUGGGGCCCUCUGGCAGCUCAGAGUGUCCUGAUGGCGUGCAGCGGCAGGAGGGUCACAAUCCAGCUGGUGGAUGAAGAUGCAGGCACGGGAGCCUUGGACCCACAGCCCUUUAGGGGCCAGAGCUAUGAAGCAAUCAGAGCAGCCUGCAUGGAUUCGGGAAUCCUGUUCCGUGACCCCCAUUUUCCUGCUGGACCCGAUGCCCUUGGCUAUGACCGGCUGGGGCCAAACUCGGAGAAGGCUAAAGGGGUGGAAUGGAAGAGGCCCAGAGAGUUUUGUACUGAGCCUCAGUUCAUCUGCGAGGACAUGAGCCGGACAGAUGUGUGUCAGGGGAGCCUGGGGAACUGCUGGUUCCUUGCAGCCGCCGCCUCCCUCACUCUGUAUCCCCGGCUCCUGUACCGGGUGGUCCCCCCUGGCCAGAGCUUCCGAGACGGCUACGCAGGUGUCUUUCACUUCCAGCUCUGGCAGUUCGGCCGCUGGGUGGACGUCGUGGUGGACGACAGGCUGCCUGUGCGCAAGGGGAAGCUGAUGUUCGUGCGAUCCGAGCAGCGGAACGAGUUCUGGGCCCCGCUCCUGGAGAAAGCCUAUGCCAAGCUCCACGGUUCCUACGAGGUGAUGCGAGGCGGCCACAUGAACGAGGCUUUUGUGGACUUCACGGGUGGCGUGGGCGAGGUGCUCUACCUGAGAGGCAACACACCGGGCCUCUUCUCUGCCCUCCGCCAUGCCCUGGCCAAGGAGUCCCUCGUGGGCGCCACUGCCCUGAGUGACCGGGGUGAGUACCGCACAGAAGAGGGGCUGGUGAAAGGACAUGCAUAUUCAGUCACAGGCACACACAAGGUGACCCUGGGCUUCACCAAGGUGCAGCUGCUGCGGCUGCGGAACCCGUGGGGCCGCGUGGAGUGGACAGGGGCCUGGAGCGACAGCUGCCCACGCUGGGAUACACUGCCCUCGGAGUGGCGAGAAGCCCUGCUAGUGAGGAAGGAGGACGGUGAGUUCUGGAUGGAGCUACAGGAUUUCCUCCAGCACUUCAACACCGUACAGAUCUGCUCCCUGAGCCCAGAGGUGCUGGGCCCCGAUCCGGCUGGGGGUGGCUGGCACAUCCAUAUCUUCCAGGGCCGCUGGGUGCGCGGCUUCAACUCUGGAGGGAGCCAGCCCAGUGCUGAAACCUUCUGGACCAAUCCCCAGUUCCGGCUGACACUGCUGGAGCCUGAUGAGGAGGAUGAUGAUGACGACGAAGAGGGGCCUUGGGGAGGCUGGGGGGCAGCAGGGGCGAGGGGCCCUGCAAGAGGGGGCCGUACCCCCAAGUGCACAGUGCUCUUGUCACUCAUUCAGCGCAACCAGCGGUGUCUGAGGGCCAAGGGCCUCACUUACCUCACAGUGGGCUUCCACGUGUUCCAGGUGAGGCCUGGAGGGGCAGGGCUGUGGGGGUGAGGAGGGGACCCUGAGCCGGGAAUCCGGGAAUCCGGGAGGACNGUCUUCUGCGCUCGCCGCGACGUGAGUCGCCGCUGCCGCCUGCGCCCCGGCCACUACCUCGUGGUGCCCAGUGCCUCCCACGUUGGCGAUGAGGCUGACUUCACUCUGCGCAUUUUCUCUGAGCGCAGCCACACCGCAGUGGAGAUCGAUGAUGUGAUCAGCGCUGACCUGGAGACCCUCAUGGUCCCCGCCAAGCCCCUGGAGCUGGAGUUGGUGCAGCUGUUUCUGGAGCUGGCUGGGGAGGAGGAAGAACUCAAUGCCUAUCAACUCCAGACCUUGCUAAGUAUUGCCCUGGAGCCAGGUGAGGCCCACACUAGGAACCCUGGGGAGAUCGGGCUCAGGACCUGUGAGCAGCUGUUGCAGUGUUUCGGGAAUGGGCAAAGCCUGGCCCUGGAACACUUCCGGCAGCUCUGGGGCCACCUCCUGAUUUGGCAGGACACAUUUGACAAGUUUGAUGAGGACACCUCUGGGACCAUGAAUUCCUAUGAGCUGCGGCUGGCCCUGAAUGCCGCAGGCUUCCACCUGAACAACCAGCUGACCCAGGCACUCACCAGCCGCUAUCGGGACAGCCGGCUGCGUGUGGACUUUGAGCGCUUCGUGUCCUGUGCGGCCCAGCUCACCUGCAUCUUCCGCCACUGCAGCCAGCACCUGCAUGGGGGUGAGGGGGUCGUCUGCCUGACCCACAAGCAGUGGGCAGAGGUGGCCACCUUCUCCUAGAGCAUCAGGUCAGUGCCUGCUGCCCCACUGACCAGGCCGCCUCUCUGUGCUCAGCUCUCCGCACCCGCACCGGGUCAGCACUGGCACUUCCUGUGCAGCCUGCUGGCCCGUGUUCGUCCCUGCUCCCCUUUAGACCCAGGGGGCCCACGGAUGGGAAUGGGGUCUGUGGGCUCACAUGCUCUCCUGAGCGGUAGAGAACAGAGCACAGAGAAAGAGAGGACACUGUAGGGCUCCUUCUUAAAAAUAUUAUGUUUUAUUAUCCUGUCCCCAGAAGGGUGGUUUAUCCAGAAACCAAGAAAAAAAAAA
Molecule: messenger RNA, 3002 nt
Organism: Fukomys damarensis (Damara mole-rat)
Lineage: Eukaryota; Metazoa; Chordata; Mammalia; Rodentia; Bathyergidae
Gene: Capn12
Product: calpain 12
Exons: 20
Biological process (GO): proteolysis
Cellular component (GO): cytoplasm
Molecular function (GO): calcium ion binding; calcium-dependent cysteine-type endopeptidase activity
Source: RefSeq, a predicted model, not a curated record